Triplophysa rosa is the source of this 1906-nucleotide messenger RNA. It is a transcript of the gene cited2, whose product is annotated as Cbp/p300-interacting transactivator, with Glu/Asp-rich carboxy-terminal domain, 2. The record is from RefSeq and is a predicted model, not a curated record. The coding region runs from base 288 to 980 and encodes 230 amino acids. NCBI's taxonomy places the organism in Eukaryota, Metazoa, Chordata, Actinopteri, Cypriniformes, Nemacheilidae. The transcript has 2 exons. Gene Ontology annotation, cellular component: nucleus. Gene Ontology annotation, biological process: regulation of DNA-templated transcription.
GUUUCGCACGAGCCCGGAUCCAGACUUUAGUCUAGUCACAUUGAAGCUUUGCUUCGCUCCGCCCCCGGCUUGUUUGUAUAUGAGCGGUGACCGAAAAGCGUGAAGCAGUUUUUCGUGAUGUUCCUGAUGCGGAGGUUGGAGUUGUAUGUGGUCUGCGUUUGGAUAGCGUACGCUUUUUGUUGACUCGGAUUAGGAAGGAUUGUAAUAUCUUCAAUCUCUGGGAUUGUCAAUUACUUUUUGCUGUUGCCGACUGCGGUGCGACGCACUCGGCGGAUUCAAACAGAGGAAUGGUAGACCGCAUGAUGGCAAUGAACCAUGGACGCUUCCCAGAUGCUGGUAAUGGUCUCCAGCAUCAGCACUCGUCCGCGCGCAGGAUGGGAAUGGGACAGUUUUCCAACGCGCUUCAACAGCAACCACAUCAGCAGCAACAGCAGUACGUCAUGAUGGGAGACCACAUGCAUUACGCGGGAGGGAAUGUAAACACGAACCACGCGAUCCGACAUUCUGGGAAUAAUAUAAACGGAGGGAUCCCCAAUGGCAACUUGCCUGCCCGCUUUAACUCCCAGUUUGUUGGAACCGCUGCAAGCAACCAAGCGCAGCAGCUGGCUGCGAGCAUGCAGCUGCAAAAGCUAAACACACCUUACUACGCACACCACACGCAUCCUUCCCAUCAUCACCAUUACAUGCAUGAACUGCACCCAGCCGGUCACCAGUUAAACGGGACAGGACAACAGUACAGAGACGGUAACGUUAAGCAGAACGCUGGCGUGCCUCUGUCUGGCCACCACAUGCCUGCAGCAAUACUGCCCCCCAACGUUAUCGACACGGAUUUUAUUGACGAGGAGGUCUUGAUGUCACUGGUGAUAGAAAUGGGCUUGGACAGAAUAAAGGAACUGCCAGAGCUGUGGCUGGGACAGAACGAAUUUGAUUUUAUGACAGACUUUGUUUGUAAGCAACAGCCCAGCCGAGUGAGUUGUUAGUAUCACUUAAUAGUACCUUUUUGGUUCUUUCUUUUUUUGUCUGCUUUUUUCCCUAUUUCCUCAGAUCAGAUAAACCCACAAUACACAGCAUUCAUGGAAGUAAAUUGUUCCACGAAGUAAACUUUUAUCGUCUGUCUGUGUGUAGUUAUGUAAGAUGGGUUUGGUUUUGCAUGAGGAUUGUUCGGACACCUGAGAGUCAUCCUAUGCAUAAGCAGGGCCUGGAGAGAGAAGCAAAGGAACCCUGGAGAUAUCCGUUUAGUUUUAGUGUAGCAAAGUAAACAGACUAAAGUUCCUCUACAUGUAUGUUUUGCUCACGAGAGACCUCCAGUGCUAUCAGAUGUCAGUGAAUGCAUAUUCUAAAUAAUGUCGGUGGUGAUGUGACAUGAUUGUAGAUAAUAGUGUGUAAUUGUCUCAAUCAGCAAUGUACUAUAGACUUUAGUGGCCAUAUUUACCAGAUUCCUGUGCUGCUCGUAGAUUCACUGAAUUUUGAGCGGAUGCUUCAAGGUGUUCUUCUCUCCACCCACGUUGCCUCCAUGAUGCUUGUGUGUCUAUCGAACAUCUAUUGAAGUGACAUGAAUGUGUGUGUAUGUGCAUUUGCGGGCUACUUCAUAUGCUUAAUCGAAUACAAAAACGUAGGGGGACAUCUAUGGAAAAGUCCAGGGAAAACAUCUCAACAAUGAAUGUCAUAGCCUGGAAUAUUUGGGAAGGAACGGACUGUGGAGAAGUAUCCCAACACAGAAGAUUUUCAUCUUCAAUAGUUUCCAGAAAUGAUAGACCACUGUGCUUAUUAUAGUAUGCGGUACAUGGCAAUACUACUGUGUUGAGGCUUUCUAGGAAAGUUUUACAGUAUUUUUGUAUAUUUUUAGAAGAAAAUGUUAAUUUAUUAUAUUUUAAUUUGCAAACAUGAAUAAAGCACCAGAGGCUCA